UCCUGAAUGAUGUUUUGAGCUUAUUGUGUAUUUUUCCCUUUGGAUUCCUCUAUAUAGUUCCAUAGAUAACUCCUGUCAUGACUUCUAAGUGUCUAACACACUUUGUCUUCUAUCCCAUCCUGAAUCUGAGCUAAAUAAAAUACAUCAAACAAGGCAUUUACAUACUACAGUUUUCUAAAUCAUGCAACUACCUGCCUCACAACACCGGGUUCCUUGCACUACGCCACCCUUAACCUCCAUAUAGUAGCUCACCUUGUCAGGUACAUGGAUCUCUAUCAUUGAACACAGCCUCCAAUGCAUUUUAGUGAGUUCUAGGGUUGAAUUGGUGCCAAGGGUAAAAGAAAACAAUGGAAAAUGAAAAAGACAUUGCAGAUGGCUCCAAAAAUAUUGGGAAAAUCACUGCAAAUAUCAGGAAAUUCCGGCAAGUCAGAUGGUUUGUUCUUCGGAUUCUGGUGACCUUGUCGGUGCUGACAUUAGCACACCCCUCUCAUUGGAACAUAGCCUCCAACGUGUUUUAGUAAGUUCUAGGGUUGGAUCAGGACGCUUUGAUACCAAGUUGAGUUGUAAAUUAUGAAAAUGUUUCAUUUAUUUCAAAUUGUUAUUUUGGCAACAUAAUUAUGGAAUAUGUAUCAAUCUGUCAUUUUCUUAAGUUAGUUUACAAUGGUGGAAAAUGAAAUUUGUCUUAUUAGUGGAAUAAAAAUAUACAAACAAACCAUUUUGGAAGACUAUGCAGCUACAAUACAAUAUGGGCACAUUGAAAUGGCAUCCUGGAUAAAAUAGUUUUAGUAUCUGAUAAGUCAAUAUGAACAUGUAAUAAUCAGCAGCAUGUUGGUGUAUAAAUUUCUUUCUUUGACAGAUAUAUAAAACUCAGGCACCGGAACUGGACUCUCCAUCCCUCAUUUAUGUGGGAAGGAGAUGCUAUUUGGUCCAAUGAUCACUGGGAUUUUGUUAUGUACAUUAGAAAAGUGACAUUAAUGUUUUGUGAACAUGCCACAAUAUAUGAACAUAUGUUAUCCCUGUUUGUUUUUAUUUUGUUAUACACUGCUUUGCAUUCCUGUAUGCACUGGGUACAAGUCUAACUUUUAACAGGCUUUAGUACCUUAAUGAGUUUAUGAGUUACGAUGCUUUGCAUUUUUUCUUUGACAGGGAUAUAUACGUGACAGUGCAUUUGAUCCUCGUCGUUGGGUUGCUCCUGGACAGCGUUUUUAUGGCCUGUUCCCUGUAAAUGUGGGGUGGGUACUCCAGAAGUGCCUUUGGAUGCAAAAUUCCAUACUGAAGACCCAAAGUUAUGAUUGGAAAUAGCUGUGAUUAAGGUCAUAGAUGGAUGAGUUUAAAAACCAUGGCUGAUUGUGUUGAAGCCCUCAUAGGAGCAUACUAUAUUGGUGGUGGAAUAAUUGCUGCACUCCAUCUGAUGAAGUGGCUUGGAAUUGAUGCUGAACUUGAUCCCUCAUUAGUUGUUGAAGCAAUUACUACUGCUUCUCUACGGUCCUACGUCUCAAAAGAUAAUGAGGUUGCAACCCUAGAGUCAAAGCUUGGUUAUGAAUUUUCUGUUAAGGGUCUUUUACAGGAGGUCAUAACACAUGCAUCCCAGCAAGAACUGGGAGUUGGCUAUUGUUACCAGGCUUGAAUAUCUUGGUGACUCGGUGUUGGACCUGCUUAUUACAUGGCAUCUCUAUCAGAGCUACACAGAUAUUGAUCCAGGGUUACUUCUAUGUCAACUAACAGAAUAUGUGAAGUCUAUUUCUGAAUCUCAUACUGAUGGAUCACUCCGAGGCCCAAAAGGUCCUGAGGCUCUUGGAGAUAUGGUGGAAAGUAUUGCAAGGGCAAUACUACUUGACACCAAGCUUAAUCUUAAUGAAGUUUGGAGAAUAUAUAAGCCCCUGUUAUCUCCAAUUGUGACCCCUGAUAAGCUUGAACUGCAUCCAUUUUGAAAACUGAAAGAACUAUGUGCUUCUCGUCGGUAUUUUAUAAAAGAAACAUUUAUAAAGAAGGGAGAUAUGGUGCAUGCCGAGCUUAGUUUACAGCUGAAAGACGUCCUUUUGAUUGGAGAGGGAUAUGAGGGGGAGAAAGAAAUUGCAAGAGGAGAAGCAGCUUGUCACUUAUUUAAAAAACUUGAGGAAAGAGGAAUUGUAUUCACCUGAAGUGCUUCCAAAUAGAGAAAUCUGGAUGCGGACCAUAUUGACGAUUCAACUGCUUCAUACAUGGAAAUUGAUGUAUGUGAUCAAUUAACUGAUGAAAAUCUUUCAGAGCUAGCGAUCAAUAAAAAGCGAAAAUCAACUGAACAUCAAUUGCCCUCCGAGUCAACUAGUGUUUCUUCUCCAACCAAUGAUUGUUCUAACAUAGACUGCAGUCCUGACAGUGGCACCCGAGGCUUGCACCAUCUAUGCAUUAUUUUUCUUGUUUUGAUACUGAGAGUGAUGGAUCGAAACAAUGCCAGAGCAUUAUGUAUUAAGAUAGUCAAUGUGUGUGGCAUUCAGCUAUUGCAUUUUGAUAUUUGCUUCUUA
Molecule: messenger RNA, 2504 nt
Organism: Quercus lobata
Lineage: Eukaryota; Viridiplantae; Streptophyta; Magnoliopsida; Fagales; Fagaceae
Product: endoribonuclease Dicer homolog 3-like
Exons: 5
Coding region: 1581-1931 (116 amino acids)
Biological process (GO): siRNA processing
Cellular component (GO): cytoplasm; nucleus
Molecular function (GO): RNA binding; ribonuclease III activity
Source: RefSeq, a predicted model, not a curated record